This is a messenger RNA of Bombina bombina (fire-bellied toad), 991 nucleotides long. Its product is annotated as serine/arginine-rich splicing factor 12-like. Lineage: Eukaryota; Metazoa; Chordata; Amphibia; Anura; Bombinatoridae. Bases 66 to 830 code for a protein of 254 amino acids. The transcript has a single exon. Gene Ontology annotation, molecular function: RNA binding. The record is from RefSeq and is a predicted model, not a curated record.
UUCAGACUGAAACCACAUCACAAAUUCCUGUCUGAGAUUCACGGCUGUCCGGCUCCUGCCGCGUCAUGUCUAGAUAUUCGCGGCCACCCAACUCUUCCCUCUUCGUUAGGAAUGUGGCUGAUGCCACCAGGCCGGAGGAUUUGCGCCGUGAGUUUGGUCGGUAUGGCCCAAUAGUAGACGUUUACAUUCCACUUGACUUCUACCAUCGUCGCCCCCGAGGAUUUGCUUACAUACAGUUUGAAGAUGUUCGUGAUGCCGAAGAUGCCCUUUACAACCUCAAUAGAAAAUGGGUUUGUGGUCGACAGAUUGAAAUACAGUUUGCUCAGGGUGACAGAAAAAUUCCCGGGCAAAUGAAAACUAAGGAACGUCGUAACUCCUCUCCAAAUGAUCGCAGAAGGUCUAGAAGUUGUAGUAGAAGGAGAACACGUAGCCGAAGCUCCUCUUGGGAUCGUGGCAGGAGAAGGUCUGGCAGCUUAAAAGGGUCAAAACACAAAAGGCAUUCUUACAGCCAUUCAAAGUCCCGCUCAAGGACACCUCAGAGACGUUCAAGAACAUCACAAAAGCAUUCAUUGUCCAAAGGACGCUCCAAAUCACCCGAGAAGUCUCCUUCUCGUUCCCCACCUAAGCAGUCUAGCUCUGGGCGAAAGUCUCGAUCUGGUCAGAGGCGGUCAGGCUCUACAUCAAAAUCUCCAUCAAAAUCUCCCCACAAAAAGAAUUCCAACUCUGUGUCACAAAAGGAAGCAGCUAGACGUUCCCGCUCUCGCUCGAGGUCGAGAUCCUGGUGUUACAAGGGCAAAAACAGCAGUCGGCAGUCAUCUGAUGAUGAUUAGGAUCACUCUAAAACGCAUUGCUAUAGAGAGGAACGCUGAGCAUUCGUACACUAUGCGUUGCACAUCUCUAAUCUGCCAAGGAGCUGGUCAUAUCAUUCAGGCUUCCUAGUGUAUCUUAAUGUAUAAGAUAGCAUAUAAAUGAAAUUUUUGAGAAAUUUAAG